Messenger RNA from Fusarium sp. VM40, 1227 nucleotides. The record is from the annotation of a GenBank genome assembly. Lineage: Eukaryota; Fungi; Ascomycota; Sordariomycetes; Hypocreales; Nectriaceae.
AUGGCUUCUUUUGACUUGUGGAUCGGCGUCAGCAACGACCGUGGCUCUUAUGGACUUCGACACCGGGUACUUAUCCUUUCUGAACAAAGCAGUGAUCAGGCCACCUGGUAUCAUUCAACUAACGUUGGUGACUUAACCACAGGUGGGGCGUUCAGGGUACAAGUCGACGAAAAGCCGCUCGACUCUGAUGUUCUUGACUCACGCUUUUUUGUUGGCAAGUUUGCCGCCACGGACAAGGACAAGGUGAAAGAUGUAGUGCAGAGAACUCCUGCUACGUUCUGCCAGCAGUGGGUUGCCGAUGUCCUUGAAGCUUUGGAGAAGGAGUCUCUUGUUUCUAAGGGGACGUUGAAGGAUUGCACCCAAAUCAUAGCUGGUUUCCUAUCAUCUUCCAACAUCAUCUUGACAUUCAACACCCUCGACUAUGGACGAGACGUCGCAUCCCAACCAGGCGUCCCGCCUUUCAUCAUCGAAUCUUCUAAGCCCCAUACCCAUAGUGUUAUCUUCCUCCACGGUCUGGGUUCCAACGGAGAGAAAUUUGGCCGCGAGCUCAUCGAAACCGGCAUCUGCUCCGAUGGGAAAUCACUCCCUGAUCUCUUCCCUGGCGCACGAUUCACCUCCCAACGUCGAAAAGACUGGUUCGACAUCACAUCGUUAUUAGACCCCUACUAUGGCAGCCAGACUCAGUAUCAGGGCUUGGAGCAAUCAUCGCGCGAAAUCUUGCAACUGAUCAACGAAGAACGUCGCAAGGUCUCGGAAAAGAAUAUCAUCCUCGGUGGCAUCAGCCAAGGGUGCGCUAUGAGUCUCAUGUGCCUACUUGCGCUGGACUUUCCUAUCGGCGGGUUCAUUGGCAUGAGUGCGUGGCUUCCUUUCGCAGGAGAUAUAAGACAAGUCGCAGAGGAAAAUACUGCACAGCACAUCUCUGGCGAUGAAGGCCUGCGCGAUGCGGACGCCAAGUUCCACGACUAUGUAGAAGAACUGCUAGCAUUUGCCGGUCCUGAGCGAUCAAAGGCUCUAGGAGCCUUAUCGACACCUGUUGCUCUUGGACAUGGAGAAGCAGAUGAGAAGGUUGUCCCAGCUCUCGGCGAACAAGCUUGUCGGGCCCUACGAUCAACUGGAUUUGAGGUGGAGUGGAAGAGUUACGAAGAGCAAGGGCAUUGGUACAAGAUCCCCGAUCAGAUUGACGACAUCGUGAAGUUUAUCAAAGAGAGGGUCGGCUGGUCAAACUAG